Anolis sagrei ordinatus is the source of this 3527-nucleotide messenger RNA. It is a transcript of the gene FHIP2B, whose product is annotated as FHF complex subunit HOOK interacting protein 2B. The record is from RefSeq and is a predicted model, not a curated record. Lineage: Eukaryota; Metazoa; Chordata; Lepidosauria; Squamata; Anolidae.
GUAGUGAGGACCUCUGGGGUUACAGAAUAAUUAAAACACAUAAGUAUUGCAAAAACACUACAGACACACAUAUUAAAAUAUAUUUCUAUAAAAGCUACAUAGUAAAACAAAUUUCAAUUAGAUAGAUAGAUAGAUAGAUAGAUAGAUAGAUAGAUAGAUAGAUAUGUAAUGUUCGUUUGUGGGAUUAACACAACUCAAAAACCACUGGACGGAUUGACACCAAAUUUGGACACAAUACACUUAUCAGGCCAAUGAGUGACCAUCACUCAUAAAAACACUGAAAAACACAGCAGAAGAGACUUAAAAAGCAAAAACAAUAAUUAUACCAUUUUAUAUAUACACGCAUACAUAUGCAAACACACACAUAUACACGUAAACACACUAUAUACACAUAUACACAAAGAUAUAUACACACAUAUGCCCACACAAAACACAUAUACACAGACUGGGCCACAGCAGUGCGUGGCAGGGGACAGCUAGUAUAUAUAUUAAAAUACACAAAAUAGAGAUAAAACAAAGGACACAUUUAAAAUCCAUGCUUAUCCAGCUCAGUUAACAGCAAAGUCAAGGGAGAGCCCUGUGCUGUUUAUGGUGUCUCAGCUUUUCUACUUUUCAGAGGUCUUGUUUUACAGAAGGCCCCAAAAGUCAUGUGAUCUGGGGGCAAGCUAACUGUAGAGAGUCCCAUCAGAAUACAAUGACAACAAGUCCGGCUGAAAUCCGUCAGACCUGUUCCUUAGUAAACAGGUUUAGUCUGUAUCCUCCUGGGAUGAGGGCUCAGGUGCUCCUUUUCUUCAGCCGCCUCCUGGGACAGAUGCAGUGCCCUUUGCUGCACUACCUCAACGUGCACAGACCUGUCCAGAGGCUCCUUCAGCUUGGGAGUGACACCCUGGGCCCUGAUCCAGAGAAAGAAGCCAUGCAAUUGGUGGCUGUGCUGUGUGCCAAGAUCCGCCAGGAUCCUUCCCUGCUCCCUUGCGUUCUGGAGGACAACGGUGUAGCUGAACCGUUACAUCUCCAACAAUCAGCAACUGAACCAGACUUGGGCUCUGGUGGCCCCUUGCCUCAUUCUCCAAAGAAAGGGGCAAGCGGGGCACCCCCAACAGAGCCUUCCUCCUUUGCCCAGAACCUUGUGGCCUCUCUGCUCAGCUUGUGCAAGAGCCAGAAGAGGAGGAUUGCCCUGAAAGCCCAGGAGAACUUGCUGAUGCUCUCCGGUGCUGACCAUCCGACAGCUGCCCUGGCCUUGACGCGGGAUGGCAGGCUCGGCGCCCUCGUGACUGACCACCUCCUUGCUCUCCACAGCACCCUCCCAGACACCCUCAGCCCUGCCGACAUCGCCCCCUUUCAGCCAGUCAUCUGGAGGCGCCAGAGCAGCUCCACUGAGGAGGGGAAUGCAUUCCCUGGACAGACGGAUCUCGAGGCUUUCCUUGCCUGGUUGGACCUCUGCGAUUGCCUGGUGAAGGAGGCCCACCUGGUGGUUGCAGAUGCCGUGAGGGAAGCCAUGGCACAGAAGUUCUUUGUGGGGCGGCUACAGCCCCAGCUCCUGCAGAUGGAUGAGCGCGGCCUCCUUCUAGCCACGGCUCUCCUGACCCUCCUGGUGAGGCAGAUCCGGGCCCCUGCCCUCCUCCGGGAACUGACCGUCUUCCUUCUGGGGACCGAGGGGGGACCGGCCGGAGCGGAAGACCUGGAGCAUCAGCAGCAGCACCAGCCUCUCCUGCGCUCCCAGCUGAUAGAGCGUUGCAACCACCUGUCUGAUGAGAUCAGCCUGGGCACCUUGCGGCUGUUUGAGGAGCUCCUCCGUCUCCCGGAGCCCCACGUACUGCAGACUCUGGUGCUGGGCAGCCUGGAGGGGCGUGGAUACGUCCUGCGGAGCCUCCCUGGGCAGGAAGAGCACGUCGCCCGGGAGCCAGAGCCACCCUGCGAGGAUGGGCUAGACCUGGAGGAAGACCCCUACUUCAUGGACGGCCUGCCAAGUACCAGUUUCCGAGCCUCUGCAAAGGCCAAGCCAGCACCUGUUCCUGCUCCAAAGCCGAGGACGCAGCCUGGGGAGCGUAGAGACGUCAAGGAGGUGGUCAGCAGCUUCCUUUGCCUGGUUCCUAGUGAGGCAAAGACCUCUACUUACCUGGAGGAGGCGGGAUAUGACACCUAUGUCCAUGAUGCCAGUUUGCUGUUUAAGGAAUGCUCUGUGAAUGCUGCCCGAUGGAACUGGCCCCGGGUCCCUCGGCCCCUGGAGAGCUGCCCCGAAGAGUCCUGCUUCCACGAAGGCCACUUCCUGAAGGUGCUCCUGGACCGCCUGGCACGGAUCCUGGACCAACCCUAUGCCGUGAACCUGCAGGUGACCUCGGUGCUCUCCCGCCUGGCCCUUUUCCCCCAUCCACACCUCCAUGAGUACUUGCUGGACCCCUACCUCCCUCUGGCUCCCGGUUGCCGGACUCUCUUCUCAGUCCUGAUCAGGGUGAUUGGGGACCUGAUGCAGCGGACCCAACGCAUCCCAGACUUCCCUACCCAUUUGCUGCAGGUCCGGAGGCAGCUGAUGGGGUUGGUUUCUGAAGACACCCGGAUUGCCCACCAAAUGCUGUUUGAAGGGGUGGUCAUCCUAGAGGAAUUCUGCCGGGAGCUGGCUGCAAUUGUCUUUGUCAAGUCAGUGACGGAGGAGGGACCUGCCUGAUGCUCCCAGACCCAGAAUGGACCCAGAUGCCCAUCAGCUGCCCAGGAUGGGUCAGCCAGCGGACCACUAGCCCAACUCUCUCUAAGGACUGAGAGAGAUAGGCUACAGCUCCGGACAUUUUUGGCAGGAUCAGGGGCUCCUUAUUGCCUGGGAUUGUGGACUAGACAAUGGCUAAAACAAGUCGAAGGAGACUAGGGAUAGGAAGCCAAAAGGCUGACCCAAGGAGGCCUGCAUGUUCAGAGGAGGAACCACAGGGCACUUGCAGACUCCUGAUUCCUUCUAAGGUCAACAUUGUGCCUCUCAACCAGCUGAGCCCUCCUUUGCCCCAAAGAGGAGAGUUUGGGGCCCACUUGUGCACAUCUCAGAGUGGCCCAGGUUCUCCUUUUCUGGCUCUGCUGCGGAUUUUCCUCUUGCAAAAAAGAUAGACUGGUUUUAUCUUGAAUGAUGCUGGCUGCUGGCAAAGUCUCUGUCGCAAUUUGCCGAUGGAGGAGGCCUCUCUAACCACUGGGCCUUUGCUUGUGGGGCCUCCAGUGCCUCUCCCACACGGACUACAGACACCGGUGCCUCAGUCGCGGGCAGAACUAAAGACUUCUCAACCAGCCCCAGGUUGCAGUUCUACCUGGUUAGGUUUCUGGACUCUUGCUCCUUUUUGCACAGUUAGGCCUCAAUCCAUUGCUUCCAAGCUAGAGCAGUUCCACUGGAUCUGUGGGAACCCCAUAAGACAGGACUUAAUUUCUAUAAAUGCGGUAGGUUUCCCCUCCCUGGGAUCCAGUGAUGGGAUUUUGAUCUUGCUCAUUCUUCAAAUCAGACCUACUCAGGAAAAGUGAUAUACGUUUGCGGUUUUUAAAUCUUACCUUCCAAGAAA